Molecule: messenger RNA, 865 nt
Organism: Thamnophis elegans (Western terrestrial garter snake)
Lineage: Eukaryota; Metazoa; Chordata; Lepidosauria; Squamata; Natricidae
Product: spectrin alpha chain, non-erythrocytic 1-like
Exons: 4
Coding region: 1-630 (209 amino acids)
Biological process (GO): actin cytoskeleton organization
Cellular component (GO): cell projection; cell junction; cortical actin cytoskeleton
Molecular function (GO): actin filament binding; calcium ion binding
Source: RefSeq, a predicted model, not a curated record
AUGAGAAUGCAGCACAAUCUGGAGCAACAGAUACAGGCCAGUCCAACUACUAAUUCAAUAGCUAGUUUUGUGGCCACUCAGGAAAUAGUCAGGUUGUUGUGGCUCCUGGUGUUUCCUUUUCUGUGGGAAACAAGUCUAAAUGGCUCUGAGUGUUUAAGAUUGCCGACCCCUAGUUUAGCCAAUAAAAUAAAUAAAUUCCUUCAUCCUAGGCACUUUGACAAGGAUAAGUCUGGCCGCCUGAACCACCAAGAAUUUAAAUCCUGCCUGCGCUCCCUGGGUUAUGAUCUGCCCAUGGUGGAGGAGGGAGAACCGGAUCCGGAAUUUGAGGCUAUUCUCGACACGGUUGAUCCAAAUCGGGAUGGACACGUGUCUCUGCAGGAGUACAUGGCCUUCAUGAUCAGCAGAGAGACGGAGAACGUGAAGUCCAGCGAGGAGAUAGAGAGCGCUUUCCGCGCCCUCAGCUCGGAGGGCAAGCCCUACGUGACCAAGGAAGAACUCUACCAAAAUCUGUCCCGGGAACAAGCGGAUUAUUGCAUCUCGCACAUGAAGCCCUACAUGGACAGCAAAGGCCGAGAGCUUCCCUCUGCCUACGACUACGUCGAAUUCACACGCUCCCUCUUCGUGAAUUGAUCGCCAGCGCUGCCCACCCCCUGCCCUCAACCCACCCCGCCGAUCCCCGAGAAUGCGCUCGCGCAUCGUUGGCUUCCUCGUUCUUUGCAUGUCUCCCUCUCUCGUGCUCGAAAACCAAUCCCCAUGUAACCUAAAAAACGCUUUGCUUAACGCCUCCGUCCUUAGGCCUAAGGAAACAAACAAACAAUAACAAAAAUAAUGUCAGUGUGUGCUUCAAUAAAGUUGCUAGUCCAAA